Molecule: messenger RNA, 210 nt
Organism: Knipowitschia caucasica
Lineage: Eukaryota; Metazoa; Chordata; Actinopteri; Gobiiformes; Gobiidae
Source: the annotation of a GenBank genome assembly
AUGCGUACAACAGCUCGUUCUACUCAGAGUUCUCGUUGCGGCCAGUGGGGGCGCAGUCUUCCGGAAUCACUGGAGGAAGCAGCUCCGUGUCCUGCAGAGACAGACAGAGAGACAGACACAGACAGAGAGACAGACACAGAGACAGAGACAGAUCUACAGAAUGGGCGUCACGUGUCAUCAGUGUGGAAAGACCUGUCGCUGUGUCGCUGA